UCAUCCUGGUGGUUUUUACACACUUUGGAAAUUUGGUAGUCCUGCCUUCAGACGGCACAUACUGUAUAUGUACAGGCGCCUGCAUUCAUUUGUCAUUCGAAGACGUUGAGCUGCAACAAUGCUACGCAAGGGUAUUACGGAGAGCUUUGGAGCCGCUAUCCAUUCGGUGAGCGCUGCCCAGCUGACAGAUGGCGUGAUUAACAGAAGCAAAAGGAUGAUUCUGGACACCCUGGGUGUUGGGUUAUUAGGCACCAGGUCAGCCGUCUUCAACAAGGCUCUUGCACACAGCCAGCAGUUCAUGUCUGAGGAGAGGAGCAGCGUGUGGGGUAAAUCCGACAUAACGCUGCCUCCCUACUAUGCUGCAUUUGUCAACGGCAUCGCGGUUCACUCCAUGGACUUCGACGACACGUGGCACCCUGCCACCCAUCCCUCGGGCGCCGUGCUACCUGCGCUGCUGGCCCUGGCAGAGACGCCGCCCGGCCGGACCUCCGGUCUGGACCUGCUGUUGGCCUUCAACGUCGGCAUCGAGGUGCAGGGUCGACUCAUGAGGUUCUCCAGAGAGGCGCACAACAUCCCUGAAAGAUUCCACCCUCCCAGUGUGGUUGGGGUGAUGGGGAGUGCCGCAGCCUCGGCUAAGCUCCUGGGUCUGUCCCCGGAACAGUGCUGUCAUGCUCUGGCUAUCGCAGCCUCCUCCGCCGGGGCUCCCUUGGCCAACGCCGCCACGCAGACCAAACCUCUCCACAUUGGCAACGCGGCGCGGCAAGGCCUGGAGGCGGCUCAGCUGGCCCAGAUCGGACUGGAGGGAAAUCCGGCCAUCCUGGACAUGGACCGCGGCUUCGGGGUUUACUACAAGGACUACAGUCCAACGGCGAUGCUGCCAGAUUCAGCCUCUGGUGGCUUCAAAUGGAUUUUGGAGGAGCAGGACGUGGCAGUCAAGCGGCUCCCGGCACAUUUGGGGAUGCACUGGGUCGUGGACGCAGCCCUGGCAGCCCGCGGGAAGCUUGAAAAGAUGGUCGGGAGCGUCGCCCUCAGCCAGAUCCAGCACAUCACGCUGCGAGUGCCGCCAUCCAAGUACAUCGACUGCCCCUUGCCAGCCACAGAGCACCAGGCCAGGCACUCGUUUCAGUUCAGCGCCUGCUCUGCCCUGCUGGAUAACAAAGUGACAGUGGCUUCCUACGGCGAAGAUCAAAUCAACCGACCUGCUCUGAGGGAGCUGCUGUCCAAAGUGACGGUGGAGACGCCGGAGGACAACCGGCCCAGCUUCGACGAGAUGUACUGCGAGGUGGAGAUAGAGACAGACCAGGGGCAGAUUCACACAGCCAGGUGCGAUACCUUUUACGGCCACUGGAGGAAGCCGCUGAGUGACAAGGACCUGGUGGACAAGUUCAGCGUCAAUGCGUCUUCGGUGCUGUGCACGAAGGGGGUGGAGGGAGUGAUCGAGGUGAUCGGCGACAUCGAGGCGUUGAGCGAAUGUUCGGUCUUGGGGUCGUACCUGAGGAUGGCGAGCAGCCCGCACGAGCAGUUGUACAGCAUGAGAUACUUGUGAUUGAAAUGGUAUUUGAUGAAUGCCAAUGUAAGUAUGUAUGAAUCCUUGUAAUAUAUGAAAUUUUUCCCCGCACGCACGCACGCACGCACGCACGCACGCACGCACGCACGCACGCACGC
Molecule: messenger RNA, 1665 nt
Organism: Scophthalmus maximus (turbot)
Lineage: Eukaryota; Metazoa; Chordata; Actinopteri; Pleuronectiformes; Scophthalmidae
Gene: acod1
Product: aconitate decarboxylase 1
Exons: 5
Coding region: 119-1546 (475 amino acids)
Molecular function (GO): lyase activity
Source: RefSeq, a predicted model, not a curated record